Messenger RNA from Porites lobata, 2001 nucleotides. Lineage: Eukaryota; Metazoa; Cnidaria; Anthozoa; Scleractinia; Poritidae. The record is from the annotation of a GenBank genome assembly.
AUGUUGGAUUAUUAUUUUAAGGAACUUCGCACAGGUCAUUUUGAUGGCUAUAGAAGAGAAUUCAUUCUUUGGAAUAACGAGGAAAUCACGAUAGAGAAUAAAUCUAUAUUUUGGGCACAUCUUUUUGAGAAAGGAAUCUGUUUUGUUGAAGACUUAUUAGUACCCUGGUCCCAGAGGUUUUUCUUGAUUUUUCUUCGCGAAAGAGAUCAACAGCAAGCCGCGAAGCGGCGACAACGAGUCGCGUAAGCGACGAGGAGAGAGAGAAAAACCUCUGGUUACCUUGACCUCGAAUCUCACUUCCAUGCAGACGACAGGGUCAGGAUCUGACCCUCGGGCGUUGAUUGGUUGAUAUUUUUUCAAACGCGCAAACCAAUUUGAUUGGCUCGUUUAAUUGUAACUACCGAGGGGACGCUGAGGUUUUUCACACCUCAUUUUGCCUCUCUCUACUAGGGAAGAAAAUUGUUUGUAUGCUGCACUCGCAAUAACAUUUGCACGGGACCAAGGCACGUAGAGGCACGCCAUGGAUGUUGUUGCUGAAAGAAUAUUCGAAGAAAUUUUGACCUCGGUACUUAAUGAGCGCUUUCCCGAGUCUCACUGAGCAACAAAAGAAAGCUUUGUUCGCUGCGUUGAGUCGAAAGGAUGUGUUCACCAUUUUAUCAACCGGACAUGGAAAGUAUAUUUUCUGUUACAAUACUGUCAUUCCAUUAAAUAAACUAACUUGUUUAGGGCAACAAAAUAAAAAAUCUCCGAAUACGGAAUGAAAGUUUCCUUGAAGGAAAAAAAACAUACAACUUUGUACAAGUGCGUAAUCAUUUUCGGUGCAGCUUGAUUUUCCUGCGACGCCCAAAAAAGAUCUAACCAACUUUAUUUUUGGCAUAGACCUAUUCGGCUAACUCAAUGUUGUACCCAAUUCAAAUCUCCCGGGGAUAAGAUUCUUUGUGUAUUGCACUUGCAUUAUAAUGUGGCAUUCACAUUUAAAUGAUAUGGAAAUUCCUGAAACAAAGCGUUUUAUUCCCAAAGGGUUUGAAUUGGGUAAAUUGAGUUAGCCGAAUAGGUCUAUUGGGCCAACAAAAAUCUCUGAAAGUACAUUCCGAACCUUAAGGGUUUGUUGUGCUGCAUGACUCUUCCUAGCGUCGCUGUUCCACAAAAAAAGGAAAUGGAGCAACCAAACCAAAAUGCGAGCCAGAUUGCCAGAAUACAUAUUAAUAUUACUAUUUUCAGGGGAAUGCCCGCGAAUCGACGCGAACGGCGCGCCCCGCAGAAGUAAACAAUGUAAUAAGCGCGAUUGAUAGACUCUUGCAAACUUUACAACUUCCCGCUGGCACACUGCCGACAGAACAGAUGACAAUGUUUGUGAAAAAUCCUUGUUAUUAUACCCAAAUAAAUUCUGCAAAUCCUGCAGCAUUCGUUUGGAACAAUGUCGGUUUCUUUAUAAAGUGGUCUUCUUAUUCCUGGACUCUUGUCGCCCAUUGUUAACACAUGCUUUAGCUUGACCCCGAUUAACAAAUCACUCUUUACCACCCAAGUGAAGAUGGUUUGUUCAUAACAUAAUUUCCCCAGGUCUACCCCCACUUAAAAAAAUAGCGGCUGAUAAGCACGUGUUUGCUAAGUUGCCAUUGGUCACUCUUUUUAUUAGCAAUUUGACGCGUUUGACAGCUGUCGUCUGCAUGAAAGUGAGAUUCGAGGCCAAGGUAACCAGAGGUUUUUCUGUCUCUCCUCGUCGCUUUCGCGACUCGUUGUCGCCGCUUCGCGGUUUGCUCUUGAUCUCUUUCGCGAAGAAAAAUCAAGAAAAACCUCUGGGACCAGGGUAACUUAUUAGACGAAAACGGAAACUUCUUGUCCCUUGAUGAUUUACAAGUUAAAUAUAACAUUCAUCUGAAUUUUCUUCAAUAUUUUCAACUUAUUGCUGCGAUUCCAAGUUGCUUGAAGAAAACAGCCCAAGAAAUUGCCACAACGAAAAGAGUCCUACUUAAGGAACAAGAGGUUUUUUUACCCUUCUGA